AAAAGUGAAUGCGCCUUGACAAUUUGGGGCCGAUUUCGAGAUAGUAACAAGGUGUUCCACGCGUUUGGAAGUUCGUUCCUGCGUUGUGAAGUUUUACUCUUUUUUUCCUUUCGGAUUCGUCUCGUGCAUCACUUCCAUCCUCGUCGCCGUAUGAGUGUGUGCUCCGCGACUGGAGGGGCUUCUAGGAGCGGGAUGUUUGGCUGCACGCGGCGUCUGCUGAACCGCGGCCCCGUCGGCUCGCAGGUGCUCGGGGCGGAGGUGCCGACCUUUUUUAACUACCCCUAUCGCGCGCGCGACGUGCUGUAUCUUUAUCGCCACUUCCUCCAGCUUAUCUACCACCACCACGCGCCCGAGGAGCGGCAGGAUUUGCUCUUUCGUCUUCGCAACGAAUUCUCCAGCCGGCGCCAUCUUCGCGGGCAUCGGAUGAUCAUCGCGGCGUUGCGGCGAGGGGAGGGGAUUCUCGCGCUGCAACGGCAGGUGUUGGAAGGGAGGGGAACCCGGCAACGCGGGAUGGCGUCGCGCGAAAAAGGCGCGGCGAGCGUUGAUGGGCUGUGGGAGCAGCUCCAGAUCGUGAGCGGGCAUAAACUGCCAGGGCUCCGCAACUACGAAGGCUCCUUGCCUAUUUCGAACGGAACCUACGCGACGCAAUCGACCUCCAGUCGGGUGUACUCUAGGCGGCGGUAG
Phytomonas sp. EM1 is the source of this 684-nucleotide messenger RNA. Lineage: Eukaryota; Euglenozoa; Kinetoplastea; Trypanosomatida; Trypanosomatidae. The record is from the annotation of a GenBank genome assembly.